AUGACAGUAGCAUCAUCAUCCAAUCCACCCAAAGACGAUGCCAUUGAGCCACAAACCGGAGUGGUUGUGGAUGAGAAGAAGAGCAAGCAGGCUCGAGCUUUCAUCUUCCAAUCGAUUCCAGAAGAGAUGCUUGUGCAGGAUGCCAAGAUGAAGACGGCUAGAGAAGUGUGGGACUCUCUAAAGUCACGGUAUGUGGGUGCAGAAAGAGUCCAGAAAGCAAGGUUGAGGGUAUUGAAGAGCGAUUUUGAAGCACUCCAAAUGAAAGUUACGGAAACAAUAGAUGAUUAUGUAGGAAGAAUAUCAGCCAUGAUCUCAAAAUACAGCAGUGUAGGAGCAACACUAGAUGAUGAAGAACUGGUGAGAAAGCUGUUUGACACUGUCCCUAAAAGGUUCAUAAACUUGGUAGCAUCGAUUGAACAAAGUUCAAACAUGGAAUCCAUGCCAUUUGAAGAGGCAAUUGGGCAUCUAAAUGCAUAUGAAGACCGACUUCGACUCUGGAAGACAAGCACACAAGAAGAUAAUGCCUUGUUACUUGCCAAGACGGAAGGUUCCUCUACCCAUCGAAGUCCAAGCAAGUCAAACACGACGGGUGGUCGUGGAAGAGGAAGAAAUAGUGACAAGGGAGGAAGAGGCAACUCACGUGGUCGGGGUUUGACGCGUGGCAGAGAAUUUGGCCACUUUGCUUCUGAGUGCAAAGCAAAGAAGCAACAGGAACAGGAGGCGAAUUUAGUUGCAGACGAAGAUGGACCUGCACUUCUGUUGACCGUACAUGAGAACGAGACUACAAGCAUGGUUCUUCUGAAUGAAGAAAAGGUGUACCCAAACCAGCUAAGAGAGAACAAUGAUGAUAAUAUGUGGUAUCUAGAUAAUGGGGCUAGUAACCACAAGAUCGGUUUAAAGGGCUUAUUUGUAGAACUUGAUGAAAAGGUGAUUGGACAGUUCAUCAUCCUAGAUGUGUAUUAUAUUUCAGCCCUACAUAGCAAUAUAAUAAGUUUGGGACAGAUGACUGAGGAAGGAUAUGACAUAGGAAAGAAGAGAGAUUUCUUAAAAAUGUAUGAUGCGGGUGGUUGCUUGAUUAUGAAGGUCCAAAGGUCAAAGAAUAGACUUUAUAAAAUAAGGCUCACACCUGGGAAAUCUGUAUGCUUAGCUAUGAGUAUUAAUGAUGAUUCAUGGCUAUGGCAUGCACUUAUGGGUCACACAAAUUUCAAAAUGCUUGGGGAGAUGACACGAAAGGAAAUGGUAACAGGUGAUUCAACGAAUGAAGACUCGCCAUGGUCAAACUCGUCUAGAGUUGACUCACGAACAACUCUCCCAGGUCAAACCUCUGAAGAACACGAAAGAAACGGAUCAAUAGCUUCGUUUGAUGACACUCCAGCAAAAGGGUUCUGA
This is a messenger RNA of Lactuca sativa (garden lettuce), 1389 nucleotides long. The record is from RefSeq and is a predicted model, not a curated record. NCBI's taxonomy places the organism in Eukaryota, Viridiplantae, Streptophyta, Magnoliopsida, Asterales, Asteraceae.